GACAUUUACCUUCACAAAAUUUUCUUAUUUUUCUCUCAAAUUAACGUGAGAGAUGGACUACUGGUGGAUUGAAAUUAAAAGUGAGAUAGAAUAUGCGCAAAUCUUCAAACCACUAAGUCUGUUGAGUCGGAUUCGAAACAGACCCUGACACACGGAGGGGAAGAAAGAGAUUUGAGAGAAUAGGAGAGAAAGAUAGAAAUUGGGAUGGGAAGAGCAUUUGUUUAUGUGAUUCUUGGCGGAGGCGUCGCUGCUGGUUAUGCAGCUCUUGAAUUCUCGAGGAGAGGAAUUUCUCGUGGUGAACUCUGUAUCAUCUCCGAAGAACCAGUUGCGCCUUAUGAAAGACCUGCUUUAAGCAAAGGAUUUUUACUUCCAGAAGCUCCUGCACGUCUCCCAUCUUUUCACACUUGUGUGGGAGCAAAUGAGGAGAGAUUGACUCCAAAAUGGUAUAAGGAGCAUGGAAUUGAGCUAGUUCUUGGAACUCGAGUUAAGUCUGCUGAUGUGAAGCGGAAGACAUUGCUAACAGCCACUGGAGAAACCAUAAGUUACAAGAUUCUUAUCAUUGCAACUGGUGCUCGGGCCUUGAAGCUUGAGGAAUUUGGAGUGAAUGGAUUAGAUGCUGAAAAUAUUUGUUAUUUACGCGAUCUAGCCGAUGCAACUAGGCUUGUUGGUGUGAUGCAAUCUUGCGCUGAAAAGAAUGCUGUUGUCAUUGGUGGUGGAUAUAUAGGAAUGGAAUGUGCUGCUUCUCUAGUUAUAAAUAAAAUUAAUGUAACCAUGGUCUUCCCAGAGGCUCAUUGCAUGGCUCGUUUAUUCACUCCCAAGAUUUCAAGUUACUACGAGGAUUUCUACAAGUCUAAAGGAGUGAAGUUCAUUAAAGGCACUGUCCUGUCAUCAUUUGAAAAUGACUCCUCUGGAAAGGUAACAGCAGUUAUUCUUAGAGAUGGGACAAGGCUACCCGCAGAUAUGGUUGUGGUGGGGAUUGGAAUCCGCCCAAACACAGGUCUUUUUGAGGGUCAGAUAACUUUGGAGAAAGGAGGAAUCAAAGUAAACGGGCGGAUGCAAACAAGCAAUAACUCAGUCUACGCCAUUGGAGAUGUUGCAGCUUUCCCAGUCAAACUUUUUGGUGAGAUCCGAAGGCUUGAGCAUGUUGACUCAGCUCGGAAGUCGGCAAGACAUGCUGUUGCUGCAAUAAUGUCACCAGACAAGACUGGUGAUUUUGACUAUCUACCAUUCUUCUACUCCAGAGUCUUCACAUUGUCUUGGCAGUUCUAUGGGGACAAUGUAGGAGAGGUUGUACACUAUGGUGAUUUCUCUGCAGGAAUCUUUGGAGCUUACUGGAUCAAUAAGGGCCAAUUAGUCGGAGCUUUUCUUGAGGGUGGAACCAAAGAGGAGUAUGAAGCCAUAGCCAAGGCUACCAGGCUGAGACCCAUGGUAAAGGACAUGAUAGAGCUGGAAAGACAAGGUCUGGGUUUUGCACUGUCAAUUACUCAGCAACCAACACCGCCACAACCUGUUGAGAUCACCAGCUCAACGCUUGCUUUGGAGAAACCAAUGUAUGCGUGGCAUGCAACAGCUGGGGUUGUUUUGGCUGCCUCCAUUGCUGUGUUUGCAUACUGGUAUGGAAGGAGACGCCGGAGGUGGUGAAAGCUACAAUUGGCUUUCUAUGUACAGCUCUUAAUGUUAUUCAAUUCUGUAAUAUUCAUGUUGUAGCAUCCAUUUGGUAUAGAAGAUCGGAAACGCAUGAUAGUACUUCGUAAACAUUUCUUCUUCAUUAGAAAGUAUGACAUGAAUUUCAUCAUAAAGUUUUAUAAUUUACCAAAAAUUGAUAGUUAUAUAUCUACACCAUU
Molecule: messenger RNA, 1844 nt
Organism: Nelumbo nucifera (sacred lotus)
Lineage: Eukaryota; Viridiplantae; Streptophyta; Magnoliopsida; Proteales; Nelumbonaceae
Gene: MDAR4
Product: monodehydroascorbate reductase 4
Cellular component (GO): cytoplasm
Molecular function (GO): oxidoreductase activity, acting on NAD(P)H
Source: RefSeq, a predicted model, not a curated record